GGACGCUAUACCUCUGCUGCAGCCAUGAGGUUACACACAAGCUCACUAUGGCAAUCUGUUGCCGUGAUUCUCUUACUGGGCGGCGCAGCACAUGCCUCGUUGGGUGACAGGCUGCCCGAUUUCAAACAUUGUCUGGAGGUCUGCAAAGAAGCUAAUUGCGGCGAAAACCCUACGACGAUUCCCUUCCACCGCCGCCUCUUGAUGUGGGAUUGUCCUGCCGAAUGCGACUACACCUGCCAACACGUCGUAACCACGGAACGCCUCGCUCGCGACCCGCCGUACAUGCAGCCCAUAUACCAAUUUCACGGCAAAUGGCCCUUCUACCGCUUCAUGGGCAUGCAGGAGCCCUUCAGCGUCAUCUUCUCGUUGUUCAACUACCUCGCUCACAACUGGGGCAUGACGCAGCUGCGCGAAAAGAUCCCCGCUUCCUACACCCUGCGCAAAUACUACCUCUGGUUUGGCUACGUCGGCCUGGCCAGCUGGACUUUCAGCAUGAUCUUCCACACCCGCGACUUUGGUAUCACGGAGAAGCUGGACUACUGGGCCGCGGGUGCCAACGUGCUGUACGGAUUGUACUACGCGCCGAUCCGCGUUUUCCGCCUCGAUCGCAAUGACCCUCGGAAGCAAAGUUUGCUCAGGCUGUGGACUGUGCUAUGCAUACUGCUAUACAUUUUGCAUGUCGGCUAUCUCUCGCUGUGGAGCUGGGACUACACAUACAACAUGGCCGCCAACGUUGCCGUCGGCACACUGGCCAAUCUGCUAUGGAGCGGCUUUAGCUACGUGCAGUACAAGCGAAUCGGACGGACGUGGGCGGUGCUGCCAGGUAUAUGCGUGGCAUGGGUCAUCUCGGCGAUGAGUCUGGAGCUGAUGGACUUUGCACCGUGGAAGGGCAUGAUCGAUGCGCACAGCCUGUGGCAUCUGGGGACCGUGGUACCGACGGUUCUCUGGUACAACUUCUUGAUCAGGGACGCACAGGAAGACAUAGCAGGCGCACGGAAAGGAAAGGACUAGGGCACACUGUGCGACGUAUACGAAGCGUGAGCUCAUCAACACACACCACUUCAGCGGGAG
Messenger RNA from Didymella exigua CBS 183.55, 1071 nucleotides. RefSeq names its product Mn2+ homeostasis protein Per1. NCBI's taxonomy places the organism in Eukaryota, Fungi, Ascomycota, Dothideomycetes, Pleosporales, Didymellaceae. The record is from RefSeq and is a predicted model, not a curated record. Gene Ontology annotation, cellular component: endoplasmic reticulum membrane. Bases 25 to 1011 code for a protein of 328 amino acids. The transcript has 5 exons. Gene Ontology annotation, molecular function: hydrolase activity, acting on ester bonds. Gene Ontology annotation, biological process: GPI anchor biosynthetic process.